Cavia porcellus (domestic guinea pig) is the source of this 6801-nucleotide messenger RNA. It is a transcript of the gene Papln, whose product is annotated as papilin, proteoglycan like sulfated glycoprotein. The record is from RefSeq and is a predicted model, not a curated record. Gene Ontology annotation, molecular function: metalloendopeptidase activity; serine-type endopeptidase inhibitor activity. Gene Ontology annotation, cellular component: extracellular matrix. Lineage: Eukaryota; Metazoa; Chordata; Mammalia; Rodentia; Caviidae. The transcript has 29 exons. Gene Ontology annotation, biological process: proteolysis; extracellular matrix organization. Bases 135 to 4052 code for a protein of 1305 amino acids.
CGGGGAGAGAAAGUCCAACCUCUGGGGCGGCGGCUGGCGGGUGACCUCGGGCCGGGGCUGAGCGGACGCGGCAGAGCGCUCCUGGCCGCGGCGCAGGCAGACGCAGGUUGUUCCUGAACGUCUGCAGGUCGUGGAUGGGCGCUGGCUUUCCCACCCGUGCGCAGGCGGAGAUGCAGCUGAUCCUGCUUGUGCCCCUUCUGCUGGCCUUGCAGCCCGGGUCCUCGGCUCCCGAGGCAAGGCAGCAGAGUGACACCUGGGGCCCCUGGGGUGACUGGAGCUCCUGCAGCCGGACCUGCGGAGGGGGCAUCAGCUUCCGGGAGCGGACCUGCUACUCGCAGAGGAGGGAUGGAGGCACCAGCUGCGUGGGCCCCGCACGGAGCUACCGCACUUGCCGCACCGAGAGCUGCCCCGAUGGCGCGCGGGACUUCAGGGCAGAGCAGUGCGCGGAGCUGGACGGCGCCUCGUUCCACGGCCGGCAGUACCGGUGGCUGCCCUACUACGGCGCCCCAAACAAGUGUGAGCUGAACUGCAUCCCCAAGGGGGAGAACUUCUAUUACAAGCACCGGGAAGCUGUGCUGGACGGGACACCCUGUGAGCCUGGUGGACGGGAUGUCUGUGUGGAUGGCCGCUGCCGGGUCGUCGGCUGUGACCACGAGCUAGACUCUCCCAAACAGGAAGACAAGUGUCUGCAGUGCGGGGGAGAUGGCACAAGCUGCUACCCUGUCACAGGCACCUUCGAUGCCAAUGACCUCAGUAGAGGCUACAACCAGAUUUUCAUCAUUCCCCCGGGGGCCACCAGCAUUCACAUCGAGGAGGCUGCUGCCAGCAGGAACUUCCUGGCUGUGCGGAGCGUCCGUGGGGAGUACUACCUCAAUGGGCACUGGACCAUCGCGGAGGCCAAGGCCCUGCCAGUGGCCAACACCAUCCUGCACUACGAAAGGGGUGCUGAGGGUGACCUGGCCCCUGAGAGGCUCCAGGCCCGGGGCCCCACCUCGGAGCCCCUGAUUAUUGAGCUCAUCAGCCAGGAGGCCAACCCCGGUGUGCACUACGAGUACUACCUGCCCCUGCACGGCCCGAGGUCCAGCCAGGGCUUCAGCUGGAGCCACACAUCGUGGGGUGACUGCAGUGUGGAGUGUGGCGGAGGACACCAAUCCCGCCUGGUGUUCUGCACCAGUGACAGCGAGGCCUAUCCCUCCCACAUGUGCCAGCGCCAGCCUCGGCCAGCUGACAGCCGCCCCUGCAACCCCCACCCUUGCCCACAAACCAAGCGGACCUCUUACCUGUACCAGCCCGGAGCGUGGCGCCAUGCUGGGGCCCAGCAUGUGUGUGGGAACAGCUGGAAGGUAGGGCCAUGGACGCCCUGCUCAGCCUCCUGCGGGGGCGGCUCCCAGUCCCGCUCUGUCUACUGUGUCUCGUCUGAUGGCUCUGGAGGACAGGAGGCUGCUGAGGAGGCUGAGUGUGCUGGCCUGCCCAGGAAGCCCCCUUCCACACAGGCUUGCAACCUGCAUCGCUGUGCAGCCUGGAGCGCCGGGCCUUGGGGAGAGUGUUCUGUCACCUGUGGUGCUGGCAUCCGGAGGCGGAGUGUGACUUGCCAGGGUGACGAAGGGUCUAUGCUCCCUGCCUCGGCAUGUUCCUUGGAAGACCGGCCACCCUUCAUGGAGACCUGUGUGCAAGCAGCCUGUCCCCUCCACAGUGACCAGGCCUGGCGUGUCAGCGCCUGGGGUUUAUGCUCCAAGAGCUGCAGCUCGGGCACUCGGAGGAGACAGGUUGUCUGUGCCAUUGGGCCGCCCAGCCACUGUAAGAACCUGCAGCAGUCGAAGCCCAGGGAUGUGGAGCUCUGUAACACGCAGCCCUGCCACCUGCCUCAGGAGGUCCCCAGUGUGCAGGACCCCGAUGUCCACCCCAGGCGCCCCUGGAUGCCUUCAGACCCUCGGGAGGCCCUCGCCUCAGACUCCAGAGACCAGCGACCUUGGGUUCCGAAUAGACCCGGGAGGUUCCACAAUUCCCCACCUUCAACUCGAGGACCAAACCCAUCUCUGAGGCAGCCCCCCAGGUCUGGCUCAGGAGCCCAAGACUGCAGACACAGCCCCUAUGGGUGCUGUCCUGAUGGCCGCAUGGCAUCUCCUGGGCCGCAGGGCCAAGGCUGUCCCAGGACUGAGGCCUGGUGUCAGCAGAGCAGGUACGGGUGCUGCCCUGACGGGGUGUCUGCAGCCAAGGGGCCCCAGCAGGCUGGCUGCACCAGGCCUUAUGGCAGUGGCGAUGCUGGAAGGAGGCCAGGGUCCAAGGUGGUGCCUUCCGCUGCCCCUAAAGCCCACAGGCCCCAGCCCCAGCAGAAUGAGCCUGCUGAGUGUCGGGGCUCCCAAUUUGGCUGUUGCUAUGACAAUGUGGCUUCUGCUGCAGGCCCCCUUGGAGAAGGAUGUGCAGGCCAACCCAGCUCUGCCUACCCGGUGCGGUGCCUGCUGCCCAGUGCCCACGGCUCCUGCACAGACUGGGCCCCCCGCUGGUACUUCAUCGCCUCCGUGGGCCGGUGUAACCGCUUCUGGUAUGGCGGCUGCCACGGCAAUGCCAAUAACUUCGCCUCAGAACAGGAGUGCAUGAGCAGCUGCCAGGGUGCCCAGCGUGGGCCGCACCACCCCGAGCCUGGGGCCACCGGCCUGGACACUCACACAGAUGGCUGCAGCAGUGGUCCCAGAGGCCGGCAGGAGAGCAACAGGCAUAGGACGGAGGAUGCAGGCCCUAGACUGACCUCAUCUUCUGGUGGCCUCUGGCGAAGAGAGCAGGAGCCUGUGCCAGGGGAGGCCCACCCGACCCGGGCCUUUGGAGAAAGGCCCAGGGGCCAGGAGGCUGGGCCCAGGACUCCAGGACUGGGCAGAGAUGCCAGAUGGCCAAUGCCACCUUCACCCAGCUCUUCUUACAGGAUCAGUUUGGCAGGCUCGGAGCCCGUGCUGGUGCAGGGAGCCCUGGGGCAGUCAAUGCAGCUCUUCUGCUCCAAGGACGCCUCCCUGGACCCCCAGGUUGAGUGGCACAAAGAUGGCCAGCCCAUCUCCUCUGACAGGCACCAGCUGCAGCCUGACGGCUCCCUGGUCAUCAGCCCUCUUUGGGCAGAGGAUGCUGGCAUCUAUAGCUGUGGUGGCAACAGACUGGGCCAUGACUCUCAGAAGAUCCAGCUUCGUGUCGCAGGGAGUGACUUCUCGGAACCAUCUGAAGCUGAGCCAAGGCACUUCCCGUGGACCAGGGACCCAGCCCAGGGCCAUGGUCCUCGGGACUCCACCCUAGGGGGAGAUGCAGGUGGCCCUGGGGCUGUCCCCUCUCCACAGCCACAACCUGCAACCAGGCUGCGUCUGGACCGGACCCAGCCUGGGGUAGUGGAUGCCAGUCCGGGCCAGCGGAUCCGGCUGCCCUGCCGCGCUGAUGGUUUCCCACCCCCAGUCAUCGAGUGGCAGAGAGAUGGGCAGCCCCUCUCCUCCCCCAGACACCAGACGCAGCCAGAUGGCUCUCUGGUCAUCAGUCGAGUGGGUGUAGAAGAUGGUGGCUUCUAUGCCUGUGUUGCUUUCAAUGGGCAGCACCGAGACCAGCGCUGGGUCCAGCUCAGAGUUCUGGGAGAGCUGACAAUCACAGGGUUGCCACCUACUGUCACAGUGCCAGAGGGCGACACAGCAAGGCUGCCUUGUGUGGUGGGAGAUGAAAGCGUGAACAUCAGAUGGUCCAGGAAUGGGCUGCCAGUGCAGGCCGAUGGCCGCCGUGUGUACCAGUCCCCGGAUGGCACACUGCUGAUCCACAACCUACAGGCCCGAGACGAGGGCUCCUAUACGUGCAGCGCUUACCGCGGGAGCCAGGCGGUCAGCCGCAGCACUGAGGUGAAGGUGGCCACGCCAGCGGCGGUGGCCCAGCCCAGGGAGCCCAGCGGAGAGUGCAUCGAUCAGCCGGAGCUGGCCAACUGUGGCUUGAUCCUGCAGGCCCAGCUCUGUGGCAAUGAGUAUUACGCCAGCUUCUGCUGUGCCAGCUGUUCCCGUUUCCAGCCGCACCCUCAGCCCGCCCAGCAGCAGGGAUGAAGGCUGGCUCUGACGCCGUUCUGAAGAAUUGAGAAGGAAAACUCGGUCUCCUCUCCCUGGCUGGCAAGGGAAUCAUCUGGAGACACUGCCCUCGAGAAAGUCACCCAGUGUCUUGCCCCCAGCAGCCACCAGGACUAGCCUAACUCUGCAAUCCCCAGCGGAGUCUGCACAGCUGCUGCUGAGUUGUCAAGAGCGGGCUGGUUGGAGGGUAGCCUUUCCCCUGCACUGUCUCUUUACAAGGAUCCCUUAUCUGAAAUGUGUGGGACUGGAAGUGUUUCUGAGUUUGGAAUAUUUGCCGACUAGGAUUGAGCAUCCCUAAUCCCCCAAAUCCUGAAACACUUCUGUGUCAUGUGGGUGCACAAAAUAUUUUGACUUUGGAAUAUUUUGGGUUUCAUGUUAGGAAUCCAAAGGAUCAGGUUUUUUGUUUUUCUCUUUUUCAAACAGGGUCUUGUUAUGUAGUUCAGGCUGACCUUGAACUCACAAUGCCUCUCCUGCCUCAGUCUCCUGGGUGCUGGGAUUAUAGGUACGCGCCACUGCCCAGCUAGUUCACUGAAUUUUAAAGCAAGGUGCUGGACCUGACUUACGGCUCGGUGGAGAGGUGGGCAACAGUUGUCUUUUAAGGGGAAUGCCAACUCCUACUGUGUCAGCGAAGUAUCCUGUGUUAGAGCCAAGCCCCAUCUGGGGUCUGGUCCACCGCUCACAUCGCACCUUCCUGGGUAGGAAAUCUCAUCGCCGAGAGGGCUGGCAGCAUCAAGCUCGGAAAGCUCUGACCAAGGCAGAAUGUAGCCUCACAGGGUGUUGGGAUGAAAGAGCCCAAGUUAGCAUUGUCAUCUCAGCAGGGAAGGCCUGGAAAAGCUGCUUCCUUCACUGGGAAGCUGCACCUGAAGCCCUUCUGAGGCCAGCAUGGACAGAUGGCUGUGACAGUCUGUGACUCCUUUACACAGCUGGCUGGCCUGGUCUCUGUGGAAGCAGAAUGUUUGUUGCCAGAGAGAAAUCAGACUACUGUUACGAACAGCAUUAGUGGAAUGGGAACCGGGGUGGGGGGAUGUGGGUGUGUGUGGGGAGUGUAACAGUGAAGUGGUUUCAGAAAUGGUGUAAGUGGCAGGAAGUAAUGGUGUAAGUUGCAGAACUUCUGACUCCUCAAUGCUGAAAUAGGCCUGAGUUCAAUUAGCUGCUCAGUUCCCUUUCACUUCAGCUUCUCCCAGCGGCCUGUCUAGUACCGAAGGUGAUUCUUGCAUGUAGGCAAGAUGGUCAUUCCAGUGACUGAAGAGCUGAAAGGCAACUUUCUUUAGGUACUAAUUGGAUGGAAAAGAAAUGGUGUCACGAGGAGGCUACUGCUCAGGCGGCCUCUCAGUCAGGGUAGAGAUCUUCAUUUCCCAUCAAAACACUGAGAAGCAAUUCUGUUCAUUCAUCAGGCCUGCUUUGUUUAUAGAAAAUGGAAAGCACUGCUUUUUGGGACUUCCCGGCUUGAUGAAAUGGGCAUGUGCUUCUGAAGGUACAGCCAAGACCAGCUCUUUACAGUUAGCCCUUCUUAGAACUAGUCACAGAAUAGUAAGUCCAGAGGUGACGGUUAGUCACCCCAGACCAGCAAUUCUCAACCCUCUUCUAUACUGGAAACUAGUCCCCACGUCCCUCAAACCCACUAAUAGUCUGACUUAACUGGUCUCAAGUACAGGGUGGGCAUUAGUUUUUUGCUUUUUUUCUCUUGGGGUGUGUGUAGGGGGCUUAGUCUAUCACUGAGCUACACUCCCAGUCCCAGGGAUUAGGACUUUAAAGUGCAAGUGAUUCUAAUACGCAGCCAAGUGGAGGGGGACAGUGCCAGCCCUGGGGCAGGGUAAGAUGUCACCUUUGCAUCCAGUUCCUAGCUGAGGUCCAAUGCUAUUCCAGGCUACACCUCAUCCUGCAUACGUUGCUAUAGAUGAAAACAUUGUACGGCUAUAAUUGUCCCCAAGAUUUUCUAGCCACUAAAUGAGCAGUUUAUCAUAGCAGCAGAGACAGAAUAAGACUUUAAACUCAGAGGAAAGAAUAGCCCUUCAUGGACGAAAGUGUCUACCAUGAACAUUUAUUUUUGUUAAAGCAGAUUAUAAAUUCUCAUCAGUACAAAUAUAUAUAUAACUUACAUUUGAUUGUAAGGCCAACGUUCAAAAGUAAAAAUGAGAUGGGAUUUCAUGUUACCCGAGGUCAAGUGGCUGCAACUGGCAAUGGGGUGGUCUCACCAAGGGGGUGGUGGGUUGGGGCACACAAAGCUAAUAAACCAGGUCCUCCUCCCCACAGAUCAUAGGAACAAAACUUAAAGGACAAGAGCCAAUUUACCAACACAGGAAACUGUUCCCUGCUGUGGAGAUGUUACUGUCAUCUUAGUGUUAAAGGAUUAAAAGGAAAUUCCACUGAUAUAUAAAAUAGUCUCUACAGAGCACAGGUUGAUGUAAUUAAAAUGACAUUAGAAUUUCAUCAAAGGUUUAAAACCAGGACAAUACUGCUUUCAUUUAAUUUAAAACUACAACCUAGUGCCUGUUGGUCCUAAGCAUGAUUGUUGUUGCAAUGUGCUACUUACAAUGACAGCAAACAAGCUAGGGACUGCCUGCAAUGUCCACCCCUUUUUACUUCAGUAGGCAUCAAUGAUCAAUCUUAUGUACAAUUUCUUACAAAUAACCCUUUUUUGGCAAGAUUACUUACAACUUUUUAAUAUUGAGAACUAUUUAAAAUAUUCUAAAUGCAUAAAAAUAAAGAUUUUGGCUUUUGAUAUAUA